Molecule: messenger RNA, 345 nt
Organism: Adineta steineri
Lineage: Eukaryota; Metazoa; Rotifera; Eurotatoria; Adinetida; Adinetidae
Source: the annotation of a GenBank genome assembly
AUGGAUAUUUAUAAAGAUCAUAUUGAUCUAAUAACUGUGUAUAUUGAAGAAGCUCAUGCAUCUGAUGAAUGGCCAAUUGGUAGUCGAAUAAGUUAUGUUCAACCAAAAUGUGAUGUUGAUCGAAUUCGAAUAGCUAAAGAUUUUAUUGAAACAACAAAAUAUCGAAUACCAUUAUUAAUCGAUCCAGUAUCACGAGAUAAUCCAUUUAGUAAAAUGUAUAAUCCAUGGCCAAUUCGAUUUUAUGUGGUUGAUAAAAUGAAAAGAUUUCGUUAUAUAGCUGAACCAAUUAAAGGAUCAUAUUCAUUAGAAUUAAUUAGGAAUGCAUUGGAUGAAGUUAUUCAAUAA